Molecule: messenger RNA, 5293 nt
Organism: Ziziphus jujuba (common jujube)
Lineage: Eukaryota; Viridiplantae; Streptophyta; Magnoliopsida; Rosales; Rhamnaceae
Product: disease resistance protein RGA2-like
Exons: 5
Coding region: 372-4259 (1295 amino acids)
Biological process (GO): defense response to fungus
Molecular function (GO): ADP binding; protein binding
Source: RefSeq, a predicted model, not a curated record
GUGUGUGUAUUUUAAUAUUUUCCCACGUCUUUCCAUAAGUUUUCCAUUUCUGCUUGCACAUCGAGUGCAGGGCCAGCAGAUGGCCUGCACUGACAUUUGGUAAAUAAAAUAUUAGGCCUCAUGGAGAAACUUUAUGCAUUAUGGUUUACACAUGGCUGCUGAUAAUUGGCUUGUACAUCUACUGGUUCAACUUAUUUGGAAAAUUUGGUCUGGCUCGGUGUUCGCAUUUGCUACCUUUUCUCCUGUUUAUAUUAAUGUCAACAUUCCGAUCGUUUCCACAACCAAACCAUUUGCUAAGCUUUCCAUUUGAACCUCCUUCAAAGUAAUUAAGCCAAGCCCUUUCUCUGUAUUAUCUCUCACCCGUCCAAGUAAUGGCAGAAGGAGCUUUAAUCAGUGUUGUAGCCUCCAUCGUUAGGGUGUUGGGUACUCCGUCAUUCAAAGAGCUCGGAAACUUUUGGGGUCAUAAAAAGAAGUUUGAGAAGCUUGAGAACACGAUGAGCUUGCUGGAAGCAGUAAUUCAAGAUGCAGAGGCAAAGCAGAUCAAUAGCCGUCAAAUCGAGCACUGGCUUGAGAGGCUUGAAGACGCAGUUUAUGAAGUUGAUAGCUUGCUGGACGAAUUUCAGACUGAAGCUUUAAGGAGUCAAGCGAUGCCUGGGAAUGAAACCACCAAGAAGGUACGCACUUUCUUGUCAAACUCAAACCGGAUUGCUUUUCAAGUAAAGAUGGGUAUUAAGUUAAGAAAGGUUAGGAAGACACUUAAAGAUAUUAAAGAUGAUAGCGUCUUUGGUAUGUUGACACAACUCCCCGUAGAACCAGACACUGCGCAUGCCAAUAACAGAGAGACUCACUCUUUUGUGCGUGAUGAAGAAGUUAUUGGAAGGGAUGAGGAUAAAAUGAACAUUAUUAAACUUUUGUUGGGUUCUGAUUCUCAAGAUAAGGAUAAUGUUUCAUUCCUUCCCAUAGUUGGUAUGGGUGGACUAGGAAAAACCACACUUGCUCAGUUCGUUUACAAUGAUGAGAAGAUUAGGAAACAUUUUGAACUUCUAAUAUGGGUUUGCAUAUCUGAUGUGUUUGACCUGAAAAUAGUUCUUGAGAAAAUGAUUAAAUCAAUAAAUGGUUCUGUACAACAAGGCCUUGAGCUAGAUCAGUUGCAACACUCUCUUCGCCAAAAGCUAAGUGGAAAAAGAUAUCUUGUUGUAUUAGAUGAUGUGUGGAAUGAAGAUGGGGAAAAAUGGCUUAAACUAAAAACAUUGCUAGUGGAUGGUUCACGGGGUAGUAGAGUUUUGAUAACUACACGAAACAAAGACAUUGCCCAAAUGAUGCAAACCAUUGGGCCGUAUGAGUUACAAGGUUUAGACAAAAAACAGUCUUGGUCAUUGUUUAAGAAAGUGGCAUUUGAGAGAGGAGAAGAGCCUCGUAACUCCAAUAUUGUAAGAAUAGGGGAAGAGAUUGUAGAAAAGUGUAAGGGAGUUCCUCUUGCCAUAAGGACAAUAGGAAGCAUAUUGUAUGGCAAUAAUCUUGAGAGUGACUGGGUGUCCUUUAAGAUUAAUAAGCUUGCAAAGUUACCUAAACACCAAAAUGGUCUUCUACCGACACUCCGGCUAAGUUAUGAUUGUCUUGCCCCUCAUUUGAAGCAUUGUUUUGCUUAUUGUAGAUUAUUUCCAAAGGAUUAUGUCAUUGAUGUACAAAAGUUGAUAAAACUCUGGAUGGCACAAGGUUUUGUUAAUUCGUCUGGCCAGAACGAAUGUCUAGAAGAUAUUGGUUAUGGUUAUUUUCUAUAUUUACUUGGGAGAUCUUUUUUCCAUGAGGUAAGGAGAGAUGAGUUGGGUACCAUAAAGAAGUGUAAAAUGCAUGACCUUAUGCAUGAUCUUGCAAUUUCAGUGGCAGGGGAACAUAGCAUCAUAAUAAACAAGUUUCCAGAGAAUGAAAAUUUUCGUCAAAAGAUUCGUCAUAUAUUUAUGGAUAUUAAACCUGAGUGGAGCUCUUUGACAUUUCCAAUGUCCUUUCUUGAAGGAACGGAGUUGGUGCGCACCUUUCUUGGACUCGAAGAAGGAAUAGGCGGUCUUAGCGAAAAGAGUUGUGAAGCAAUUUUAUCCAAUUUAAAGUGCAUACGAGCCUUGGGUUUGGAGAAUUUGAGAAUGGCGACGUUACCAGAUAGUUUUGAUAAAGUAAAACACUUGAGAUACAUUGAUCUUUCAUCUAAUAGGAUGAAGGAGCUACCAAGUUCUAUAACGAGACUAUACAAUUUGCAAACACUGAUUCUCACUCAUUGUUCGAGGCUGUUGAGCCUUCCUCCAAAUUUGAAGUAUAUGAUCAGCUUAAGGCAUCUUUUGAUAGAUGGAUGUUAUCGCUUAACUCAUAUGCCUGGUGGACUUGGUGAGUUAACUUCUCUUCGCACAUUGGAUCAUUUUUUUGUGGCAGGGAAUAAUUCAAAGUGGAAAGAUGCUGCAGGGUUUGCUGAACUGAGCCACCUUAAUAACUUGAGAGGACAACUAGUGAUUAAGAGGUUGAGCCAUAAUCUGCAGGGAGAUGCUGCAAAAUCAGAGGGUGCAAAUUUAAAGGAGAAGCAACAUCUUCAAUCCUUACAUUUACUGUGGAAGUCGAAGAAUGUAGAUGAUGGUUGUGAUAUUGCAGAGCAUGAUGAAAUGUUGUUGGAAGGCCUUCAACCACAUGUUAACCUAAAAGCAUUCCGAGUGGUGAGGUAUAUGGGUGUAAAGUUUGCAAGUUGGCUUUCUUCACUUAGUAAUCUUGUGAGUUUAGAUUUAUCACUUUGUGAAAAUCUCCGUUACCUACCAUCCUUGGAUCAGUCGAUGAGUCAUCUCAAGGAACUUAAACUUUUUUCAUUGGCUGCUCUACAGUAUGUUAAUUUAGAAGGAGAGUAUCCGUGGGCUUCAAGAGAUCUAUUCUUCCCUCGCCUAGAGAAACUUGAAAUAAGUGCUUGUCCAAAUCUGAAGGGAUGGUGGAAGAGGAAUGAGCCUGUUGGUUUAACACCAACAACAUCCUCCAUGAUACACCAUAACCAAAACCAACCUUUUUUCCCUUUUCUUUCACGUCUAACCAUAGCUGGUUGCCCUAACCUAAUUUCCAUGCCGCUGUUUCCAAAUGUCGAAUAUUUACAUCUUUACUAUGUUAGCUCUAUAGCAAUAUUACAACAAAUUGCAAUGCUGAUUGAAGCAGCUGUAUCACCUUUAUUAUCACCACCAUUAGCAUCUUCUUCUGAUUCAUUUUUCAAUUCCACUGCUCCAACCCCCCUUUCCAGAUUGAACCACUUGCAUCUUCAGCAUAUGGAGGAUUUAAAAAUUUUGCCAGAGGAGAUAGCCAACCUCUCAUCAUCGUUGCAGAGACUUUACAUUGAAGACUGCCCCAAUUUGACAUCAUUGCCAAAGGGAAUAGGCAACCUCUCAGUACUUGAUAGUCUUGUUAUCAUGGGAUGCCACAAUUUAGUAACAUUGCCCAAAGAGAUGGGCAAUCUCUCAUCAUUGAAAAUUCUUCGUAUUGGAAGGUGUGAUAAGUUGAAAUCCAUGCCAGAAGAGAUGCAUGGUCUUAUUUCUUUAGCCAAACUAGACAUCUCUGAAUGCCCCAAUUUAUUGUCAUUGCCAGAAGGGAUAAACAAUCUCUCAUCUCUUACAGAUCUUUCUAUUAAGGCAUGUUGUAAGUUGGUAUCACUGCCACAAGGGAUGCAUGGUCUCACCUCUUUAAACGAUCUCUACAUUAAAGAAUGUACCAAUUUAGAAUCAUUGUCAGAAGGAAUAAGCAAUCUUUCAUCACUUGAAACUCUUACUCUAGCAAGAUGUGAUAAGUUGGAAACACUGUCACAAGGGCUGCGUGGUCUCACCUCUUUAGCUCAACUAAAGAUUAAAGAAUGUCCCAAUCUAGAAUCAUUGUCAGAAGGGAUAGCCAAUCUCUCAUCGCUUAAAAUUCUUCAUAUUGAAAAAUGCUAUAAGUUAGCAUCACUACCACAAGGGCUACGUGGUCUCACCUCUUUAAGCCAGUUAUGCAUUUUAGUCUGUCCCAACUUAAAGUCAUUGCCAGAAGGGAUAGCCCAACUCUCAAAACUUGAAUGUUUUGCUGUUGAAAGAUGUGAUAAAUUAGCAGCAUUCCCACAAGACUUGCAUCGUCUCACCUCUUUAAAGGAAGUACGCAUUACAGGAUGCCCUUUCCUAUCACAAGCAAUCGAGCAAGAUAGAUACGGCCUUCGAGCUAAGCUUGCUUGCAUCUACCGAGCUUCCCUUGAUGGGAAACCCAUUCAUGCGCUCUAGCUGCUAUUCAACUCGUAUUUUAUAGCGAUGGAGACAGCAAGAGGCGGUGAACUCAGAGCUCAGUUUCUCAGGCCUUCGACCACGACAUCCUCUAUGCCAUCUUCUCCUUCCUCGGCCUCGUCCAAUAUGCUCUGUCGUCUGGAAAUCCUGCAAUGCAAUUACGAAUGAGUCUAAGUUAGCUGUAAAUGUUCUGCUACAAGCAGCAGCCAAUGGGUUUCAUGGGUGUUUCCAAUACAAAAGUUCUACUAAUUUGGAGGAAUCGUUGAAAGCUAUAUUUGGACUUUGGAGGAGCUUUCGUUGAACUUCAUAGUUAGCUUUGCAAGAGGGUGUUAUUGAUAUUUGUUAAUGGAGAGGCUAUUCUGCUGGAUUGUUGGUGUGGUUGGCACUUGGUUAUGAAUAUUAAUUCUGUAUAGCUACUUCCGGAUGACAAAUCAACCUAUCAUUGCUGGAAUAGAUGGUGUGAAAGUAGUUUUGAACCAGAACACAAAUGAAGUUGUUUCCAGCAUUGGAGGGCAAAAGAUCAAGGUCCAUAUGGGGUGAAAUAUUAUCAUUAUCUAAACUAUGAUUUCUUUUAGGGUGGAUCACUGCCUGAUCAAGAGGGGCCUUCUUAAUAUGGUGCAGCUUAGAUGUUAAGAUUGUUGGUUUGGUUGGCACUUCAGAAUGACAAAUGAAGCUUAGUCAUUGGUAGAAUACAUGGAGAGAUAGGAGUUUUGAACCAGAACACAGAUGUUCCCCCAUUGUUUUGGAAGACAACAUAUUAUUAAGUUCUCCGAGCCACCAUUGAAAGAUUCAAAGCAAGAAGGGUUUCAGAAGAUACCUGUAUUGAUAGCAUUUCCAGAAAGUGGCCGAUAUCAAAUCUCUUGCUUGGCUGUUGGGAUGAAGAAAGUUGCCACUGCACACAAAAGUAGGUAUAUCAUAGAGUGGAAAUCCAACAAGCAAUUCAGAUCAUUGUGUUAUAUAGUAGGAAAUUGUUUAAGAAGUUUGUAAUUGUUACUGUUUUAACAAAGAUAUGCUAUUUAUCUUCUGUUCUUUGA